CUAAUUUAUUGUAUUAAGUGUAAACAAAAAAAAUCGAAAACCAUUAACACCAACUAGCUUUCAAAAUACAAGUGCUGUCAAAGAUCAACUGUCAAAGUGAACUGUCAUGUCAUGUCAUGUCAGAAUUUCUCUUUUCAGUCUCAAAUCAUCGAUUUGGUUUAGCGGCCGAAUCUCAUGCAGUGAAUCUCACAACGUUUUAUAUAAAUACAAUAAAUAAUCUUAGUAAGUGAUGAAUGUGCGAGGUUCCGAAUGUAAAUAGAUUAAGGCACAAAUAAGCUUGAAAUGGGUUGGUAAACCUGAGUUCAUACUAUGCAAAAUUACCUAUUUGUGUUUGUUAUACAUCAAUAAAUUAAAGGAUUAGUUAGUGCCGUGGAGUCGAUUACCUGAAUUAUUAAUAUGGCGCUGCUCCCCAAACGGUGGCACCGCUCGCGGCGGAACGCGGCCAUGGCGAUCAUUGUCGCGUCCCUGUUCGCGCUGUACUACAUAUACUCACCCACUGUUAUCACUGAAAAGGACCUGGAUAUUACUAGGAGUGUUGUAGAUCUAAAUACUCCUAGUGUAACCACUCUUCGUACACCGCCUCGUAAGGUCGUUAUCUCAAGGGAGCAGCCCAGCGCUGUCAAAGAACUAAAAGAUGUCAAAAGCAGAGCCGCCAUAAUAGACCGUUGCGGUCUUCACCCGUACCCUGGGCAGGGGGCCGCGUUAUACCCCGCAGCACUGGGUCCCCGUUCGAACUUCGCCACCUUCUCGACCCGGCCUACUGAGAGGAGGAGGUGCCCACCCCCGCGACUGGGACGCGCCGAACGAGAAUUGCUCAAAUGGUACAUAGAGAACAAGUUGCAAGAGGCCCUGAAACUGGACAAGGGCAUGGGCUGCGAGAUCCCGGAGCUGGACCCUUUUUCUAGGGAGGUCACACAGUUCGACAAGGAGUUACCGAAGAUCAAGUGCGAAGGGCAGGACUGGGUCAAAUGCUACCACUCCAAAUGCCGAGUAAUAGACGGCGUAAAAGACCACCACAAAGACAUAACGUGUACAUUCAGGGACAUUCUGCACCAUACCGAUCGGCAAUACACCAUCGGCCCCCCUACGCAGGUGGGGGGGGAUGACGUGUACGAGUUGAAGGAGAGCGACCAUGUUAAAGUAGCGUGUGUUGGGAGGAGGAAAGAUGACAACAAGAAAGCGGAUUGGUCGGGCAACACACUCGGGUUCCGCCCCGUCCCGCCGCUGCCGUCCCCCGCGGGCCGGGAGGACUCCUUCAACGUCGUCAUAUUUGGCUUCGACACGACGGCCAGAAAUGGCUUCAUCAGGCGGAUGAAGAAAAGCUGGCAGGCGUUGAAGGAUCUAGGAUUUACUGUUAUGGAGGGAUACAACAUCAUAGGAGACGGGACGCCCGCGGCCCUGUUCCCGAUCCUCACGGGCAAGAACGAGCUGGAACUACCCGACGUUAGAAAGAGCAAGCACAAUAAUGGCAGCCUGGACUCCUUCCCUUUCAUAUUCUACAAGUUGAAGCAGGACGGGUACCGCACAGCGUACUUCGAGGACAUGCCCAACAUCGGUACCUUCCAGUACCGCUUCAACGGCUUCCGCCGCCAGCCCGCCGACCACUACCUGCGCUCCUUCUACCUGGAGGACCUCGUCGCCCGGCCCUCCCCCUCGCACUGGUGGAAGGGGAAGAAGUCCUACUACUGUCUGGGGGACACGCCACAGUUUAAAGUCAUGAUAAACAUCACUGAGCAGUUCCUGGAGUUGGGCGGUAAGCGUUUCAUCUUCACGUUUAUCGCCGAUAUCACGCACGACGACUUCAACCUUAUCAAGAACGCCGACGACGACACCGCCGCGUUCCUGCACAGCCUCAUGUCCAGGGCCGAAGAUACGCUUAUAGUUGUCAUGGGAGACCACGGACCCAGGUACGCGAACGUCCGCGACACGCUGCAGGGCAAGCUGGAGGAGCGCCUCCCCCUGCUGGCGGUGCGCCUCCCCGCGCGCCUGGCCCGCGCGCGCCCGCACGCGCAGCGCGCCCUGCAGCACAACGCGCGCGCGCUCACCACGCCGCACGACCUGCACAGCACCAUACUGGACGUGCUGGAUAUGAGGCAGCAUUGGAACCCCUAUAAAGUGCGAGGGGCGGAUUACACUAGGGCGCUGACCAUGUUGGAACCGAUCCCUCGCAACCGCUCUUGUAGCGAGGCAGGCAUCGAGCCGCACUGGUGCGCUUGCCUCGCGUGGCAAAACGUGUCUACAGACGACCCGUUCUUCGAGAAGACUGCGCAAGCGCUCCUUGACUACAUCAACUCGCUCGUCGCCACAGUCGGGGACCUCUGCGUCCCCCGCACGCUGACGUCGACGGCGUGGGUGCUGCGCCAGCGCGCCAACAGCCGCCUGCUGGCGUUCAAGAACGCGCGCGACGCCGACGGUUAUGUUGGCCACUUUGACGCCAAAACCAAAGUUGCCAACGAGAAUUAUCAAGUCAAGAUAGCAGUGGGCCCCGGGCACGGCAUCUACGAGGCGUCGAUGACGUAUCUGGUCAACGAGGACAAGUUCAUGAUACACACGAGGGACAUAUCGAGAACUAACGCUUACAGGAGCGAGCCGGACUGCAUCAGCAAGACGCACCCGCACUUGAACCCGUACUGCUAUUGCCGCUGACACCCGCCUAUAGAGCGGGAGAUACUUUAGUACCAUUUCGUAACUUUAGGUAACUGGUUACGAAAUGGAAACAAACCCAGUUCGUAACUAUUGUCAUCAGCCAAUAGGACGGGAGAUAGUAUAGUACCAUUUCGUAACUUUAGGUAACUGGUUACGAAUCGGGAGCUAACCCAGUUCGUAACUAUUGUCAUCAGCCAAUAUGACUGGACAUAGAGUGGUCCUAUUUCGUAACUUUUUGUAACUGGUUACGAAUCGGGAGCUAACCAAGUUUGUAACUCUUGUCAUCAGCCAAUACAGUAUGUAUAUUAAUUAAAACCAUUUACUCAAACCCGUUAAUGUUUAGGUCAUAAUGAGUAAUUUUUACUAUAGGAUCAACCCCGAAUUCACGAAGUAAAAUUAGGCUAUUUCGUACAUAGGAGAGUCAAGUUAUAUUUUUCGCAAAUUCGGGUUUGGCUCCAUACAAGUGGCUCAGUAUGACCAAAGAGAAUUCUAAACAGAGGUAGUGUCAAAGAAAACUUUGUAGCCACAGUAAAUUUACUGCCAUCUUUCGACACAUGAUUAAAACUUUUAGAACGCCAUUUGACUUUGAUCCUUAUUCUUUCACUGAUAUGUGUUAAAUUUGUUAAAUAUCAAAAAGUGGCGCCAUCUAAUAGAUCGAAACGUCAAAGCUAUGGCUAAAGCUACGCCACAACCUUUGGCCUAUGCCCGGUAAGAUGGCGCCACUUUUUGAUAUUUAACAAAUUUAAUAUAUAUCAGUGAAAGAAUAAGGAUCAAAGUCAAAUGGCGUUCUAAAAGUUUUAAUCAUGUGUCGAAAGAUGGUAGUAAAUUUACUGUGGCUACAAAGUUUUCUUUGAUAAUCCACCUCUAUAGGGAGCGUGCAUGAACUGUAGGAGGCAGCACAGGAGCCGUCAGAUUUUUGGCGCGAGGCGUAAAUGUGAUGUUUAUUGUUCCGAUGUAGCCCACAAGAUGGCAGCACCUACUAUGCACAAGAAAACACGUGACAUGUAAAUGUGCAUGUUUAUGGUUCCGAUUCAGGCCACAAGAUGGCAGACCCUCCAACGCGCACGGUCCCUAUUUCAAAUUCUCUUAGAUACGACCUAAAUAUUAACGGGUUUGAGCAAAUGGUUUUAGUUAAUAUACAUACAAAUAAUGAUGGGAGAUAAUGUAGUCCCAUUUCGUAAUCUUUGGUGCUAGUUUCGCCGCCAAAGUUAACGCACACAACAUGUUAUCUAAUGAUAGUCAAAUUUUAAAAUAAGAACACAAAUAUCAAAAUAGUAGUUUAUUUGACUGCUACAUAAUGACAGGCAUUAAAAUACGAGUGUGGGAUUAUGAAACGAAUGAAACGAGUUUCAUAAAAGGAUCACACGAGUAUUUUAAUGCCUAAUUAUGUACAGUUACAUACACAGCUUUAUCUACAUCAAUAUCAUAAGCUUCAACAUAAUAAAGUGAUUUUAUACUUACAAACUAAUUAAAAUACGGAAGGUGGAGGUAAGGAAAUAAAUGUCCAUGUACCAAAAAGUAUCAUCAAAAAACCUUAAAUAGGUGGCGCUACAAUACCUAGAGUACUUGAACAAAAAAUUCAAAUCAUAGACAGCGCACUUCACUCCGUCAAUAACGCCUAGGUUCUUAGCUACUCUAGCGCUACUCUGGAGAGAUUUGGAACUAUUAUUUAUAGCUGACAGCUGGACAUUUUUGCAACAGUUCUACCAUAAGAGAUGUCACUCCUGUUAAUUCCAAACUCCAUAAAUUAAAAGACAAAUUAAACGUCAAAUGGCGGUAAUGCAAAGUUUUACGUGCAUGUCACGCAUCCGCUGUUUUUUUUAUUCAGACAUACUAGAGUCGGGGCUGAUUGCCAUGUCGAUCGAUAUCAAGAAACAUGAGAAAUUUGCCAUUUUUUUUUUGUAACUGACGCUUAAUUUCGAAUAAAACGUCAUCUCGACUGAUAUAGGGAGCGUGCAUGAACUGUAGGAGGCAGCACAGGAGCCGUCAGAUUUUUGGCGCGAGGCGUAAAUGUGAUGUUUAUUGUUCCGAUGUAGCCCACAAGAUGGCAGCACCUACUAUGCACAAGAAAACACGUGACGUGUACAUGUGCAUGUUUAUGGUUCCGAUUCAGGCCACAAGAUGGCAGACCCUCCAACGCGCACGGUCCCUAUUAGAAUAGAGACCAAAUCAAAUUUCUUUCUUAGGGAUGUUCUAAAUUUGAAUGUAAUUAAAGGUAUCAACGAUGCACCUACAGAUACAGUAGGGCUAAGAUGGUCGGCUCUUUAUCAUUUGUCACCAUGCCUGUCACGUUCUAACAAGUAUGUAAGUGCGAAAGUGACGGGCAUAGUGACAAGUGAUAAAAAUGGAACCAUGAUGCCGCCGCAGGUUUGUUAAUAUAGACAGUGAGUUUAUCGUUUCUGCAUAUACAAGGUGCCCGUGAGCAUUGCGAGAUAUUUUAACGGUGCAUUCAUGAUGGGAACAGAAGCAAAAAAUGUUAUAUUACUUUUUGUGACAUUCGACAAAAAAAACAAUUUGUUUUUGUUUUUUUUUUUUCCCUUUUUUGAACCCAUAAAACAUAAAACGUAAUUUUUAUUGAUAAACACAUAACCUAAAAUUAACUAAAAAGUUUUUUUUUAUUUGGGGGUAGCCUCUAGAAUACAUUUUUUUUAAUUUUCCGAUGUCAAUCAUUAGGUAUGUCCUCAGACUAGACCUCAAAGUGGCAAUACCGCAGUCAAAAAUGUGUUUAAUACCGACUUACGGCGAAAGAAUGAUUUCGAAAAACAUUUAAUUAUCUCUGAAACUAGGUAUAAUCCAGAAAAUUUUAUAUGACAUUUUAGUUUCUAAAUAUUACCAGGAAUGCUUAGUUCAAAUGUCUCGCAAUCCUCACGGGCACCUUGUAUUAUAGGAAGGUUAUGAUAUAGAUGUAGAUAAAUUAAUAUUUAUUAAUUUUCUAGGUAUGUUAACAUAGGUCUUAUUAACGAAGCUUGUACAGUCGCCAUCACAUAUAUCGGAGCGAUCAAGGCGCUCACAAAUAUCUGAACACGCCUCUAUUAUCAGUGCGUGUUCAGAUAUUUUUGAGCACCUCGGCCGCUCCGAUAUAUAUGGCGAAAGCACUCGAUCUAAAACCUUAUUGGAUUUUCUUUAUGUUUUUAUUUAAAUAUUCACGUGUUUUAUUUGGCCAGUAUGUUAAUUAUGUGUUCAAAAGUGUAGGCAUAAAGUUUCAAAAAUAUCUCGGGAAAUUAACAUAUCUUCCAAUAUGAUGUUUCCAACAGGUAACAUUUCAGAACUUUCCUAAA
Molecule: messenger RNA, 5924 nt
Organism: Cydia pomonella (codling moth)
Lineage: Eukaryota; Metazoa; Arthropoda; Insecta; Lepidoptera; Tortricidae
Exons: 16
Coding region: 397-2646 (749 amino acids)
Source: RefSeq, a predicted model, not a curated record